AUGACAAAUGAUGUAGAGAAUGACAUUCACUUGAAUGUCUCCAACUUUAUUGCAGUCCCAAGUUGGAGAAUGAGACCAAUGCAUACACUGUACAUUAUGGAGGGAACUGAGAAUUUAGACGAUCAUGUGUUCGAAAAGAGACAUCAAAAGCCAGAAAAUGAUGAAAGGAGAAGGAAGAGAUGGGAUCUGCAGAGGUUGCGUGAAUUGGGACUAAUCAAGAAGAACAGUCAUAAGCAGGACCAUGAAAUUGCGGACAAUGAUGAUAUUAGAGGUUUUGAACUGAAGAAAUUUGAGAAGGAUUUACAAUCUAACGUUGGAAAAAUCGAAAAGUUAAGCAGGAAGUUAACUAACGCCGAACAUGCUAUGAUAAUUGCAUUUCUUAGUCUUAAUCCAAUAGUACACAGUUGUGUGAAUCAAAUUCACGGGGGGAAUUUUUCGUACUACAGAGUUUUCUCUGUUCAUCAGUAA
This is a messenger RNA of Helobdella robusta, 468 nucleotides long. RefSeq lists its product as hypothetical. The transcript is spliced from 5 exons. Gene Ontology annotation, cellular component: MSL complex. The record is from RefSeq and is a predicted model, not a curated record. The coding region runs from base 1 to 468 and encodes 155 amino acids. NCBI's taxonomy places the organism in Eukaryota, Metazoa, Annelida, Clitellata, Rhynchobdellida, Glossiphoniidae.